GUGGCACCGAGAACACAGUUGCCCAUUCAGAUGCCCUGUCUCUGAGCCGUCCUGUCCGCGCCCAGCACAACGCAGUGUCGUGUGCACCCUCCACUCCUACAUACUGGAUAUACAGAAUGGCUGCUGGUUCUGGACCAUCUUUCCUGCGUUGGAUCCUUGUCCUCCUAACAGUCUCAGCCAGGUGUUCGGUGUCGGCGUUCAAGGUGAUGGAAGGUGCUACUGCGACAUUGUCCUGUCAAUAUUCAGUGGGCCGUUUGGGUUUGAGCGGUGUGUGUUGGGGCCGAGAAUGUGGCACGUUCUGGUGCAAUAACAUUCUCGUGCAGACAGACGAACAUGGGGUCAUCUCCAAGGUUUCGGACAGAUACAGAAUGACAGGUGAUGUCCUCGCGGGAGAAAUGGACCUUGGAAUUCUCGACGUCAAGCAGACGGACAGCGGGCCAUACUGUUGCAGAGUGGACAUAGACGGCAUUUUCAACGACAAAAAAGUAAUCCAAAACUUGAGGGUCAUGAAAGCUGCUCCAGUAACCAUUAUGUCAACAACCACAGAAGCUAACCCUGCCACAGACCACUGGAAAGCUGUUGAGUCGUCACACAUAGCCAUUCCAAGACAGAACACCAGUGUUUUGCAUUCUGUAACACUGGUGGAUGACCCUUUCCCCAGCCUCUCUCUCCAGAUCAACAUCCCGGUGCUCUCUCUCUCCCUCAGUCUACUCCUACUCAUAGUGGGGGCAUUGGUCAUACUGGGGUUCAAACAAGAGCUCUAAAGGCAGGCUGUUUGUCAGCCAAGGAGCUGCCCCACAUCAUCUAUGAGAUUCGCAUGAGGAGACCUGUGGAGGAGAACAUCUGUACUCUGGACAAGGGAGGAGGGACCUAUUCCCGAUAUGGUGCACUACUUUUGACCAGGACUCUGGUCAAAUGUAGUGCCACAUACAGUAUGUAGGAAACAGGGUGCCUUUUGGGACGCACCCACUGUGGCACACAGACAUCAAACUGGCUGUCCUCACUUCCCCCCCAUGUAAAAUGUUUUUAUUCACUUUUUCUACAUUGUUAUUGUACUGUGUGAUUUUUUUCUUCUUGAUACACAGUGUUGGAUUGUUUUUUACAAACUGUCUGAAUUUAGUCUCUUUCUAAUAAAACAUCAAGUAAACCCAACCAGUAAUUUUGUUGAUAAUUAACAUGGUGUUCAACGUUUGGAAUUUCUAGAGGCUAUACCCCCAAGAAAACAAAGAGACAAUUUUUUUCCUCUAGUGGAUUCUCUUUGACAACAAAGGCACAGGCAGAAUGGAUGUAGGGGGAAGGGAAUGGUGCUGCAUGCAAAAUUCUCCUGCCAAAUUAUUUUUCAUAGCCACGUAUUUUAAGUUGAAUCACUGGUCUCCUUUUAGGAGUUUUAUACAUUUAGGUCAGUUAGGAUCACCAGUUUAUUUUAAGAAUGUGAAAUGUCAGAACAUUUCCAAACGCCUGAA
This is a messenger RNA of Oncorhynchus tshawytscha (Chinook salmon), 1463 nucleotides long. RefSeq names its product T cell immunoglobulin and mucin domain containing 4 (gene timd4). The transcript is spliced from 7 exons. The coding region runs from base 117 to 764 and encodes 215 amino acids. The record is from RefSeq and is a predicted model, not a curated record. Lineage: Eukaryota; Metazoa; Chordata; Actinopteri; Salmoniformes; Salmonidae.